AUGGAGGAGACAGUCGUGCAGCCCUCAGUAUUCGUGGUGGACGGACAGACAGACAUCCCGUUCACGAGGCUGGGGCGAAGCCGCCAGAGACAGCCAUGCAGCGCAUCCCGGGUGGGCCUGGGUCUCCUGCUGCUGCUAAUGGGGGCUGGGCUGGCCACCCAAGGCUGGUUCUUGCUGCAGCUGCACUGGCGUCUGGGGGAGAUGGUCACCCGCCUGCCGGACAAAGACACAGGCUCCUGGGAGCAGCUGAUUCAAGAGCGGAGGUCCCACCAGGCCAACCCAGCAGCACACCUCACAGGGGCCAACUCCAGCUUGACAGGCAGUGGGGGGCCACUGCUGUGGAAGACACAGCUGGGCCUGGCCUUCCUGAGGGGUCUUGACUACCGUGAUGGUGCCCUGGUGACCCUCCAGGCUGGCUACUAUUAUAUCUACUCCAAGGUGCAGCUGGGUGGUGUGGGCUGCACACAGGGGCUGGCCAGUGGCCUGCCCAUCACCCAUGGCCUCUACAAGCGCACACCCCGCUACCCUGAAGAGCUGGAACUGCUGGUCAGCCGGCGGUCACCCUGCAGACGGUCAACCAGCUCCCGCAUCUGGUGGGACAGCAGCUUCCUGGGUGGCGUGGUACACCUGGAGGCCGGAGAGGAGGUGGUCGUCCGUGUACCGGACGUGCAACCAAUCCGACUCCGUGAUGGCACCCGGUCCUACUUUGGAGCUUUCAUGGUGUGA
This is a messenger RNA of Galeopterus variegatus (Sunda flying lemur), 726 nucleotides long. RefSeq names its product tumor necrosis factor (ligand) superfamily, member 14 (gene TNFSF14). Gene Ontology annotation, biological process: immune response. Gene Ontology annotation, cellular component: membrane. Lineage: Eukaryota; Metazoa; Chordata; Mammalia; Dermoptera; Cynocephalidae. The record is from RefSeq and is a predicted model, not a curated record. Gene Ontology annotation, molecular function: tumor necrosis factor receptor binding. The transcript is spliced from 4 exons. The coding region runs from base 1 to 726 and encodes 241 amino acids.